Drosophila serrata is the source of this 996-nucleotide messenger RNA. Its product is annotated as protein crossbronx-like. The record is from RefSeq and is a predicted model, not a curated record. Lineage: Eukaryota; Metazoa; Arthropoda; Insecta; Diptera; Drosophilidae.
UUUGUUCAUUUCAAUCAGCAUUACAGGCCACACACAUACACAUACACCAGCUUCAUUCAUCCCAUACAUUCCAUUCCACACCAGAUUUUCCAUGAUCUUCCCAACUUGAUCAGUUCCCUGCAGCGGAGAACCGUAGCUGCAUCUUGGCAUAACCAUGAAGUUGACCCUGGCCUCAUCCAGGGGCAUGGCCCUCAUCAGCCAGGGCUACCAGAUUCUGGCCGAGUAUUAUCUGGUGCAGGAGCAGCUGAAGAACAUCUAUGCCAUUCCCAGUUUCAGCAGUGGACUUCGUUGGUUUGGCGUCGUCUUUGUCCAUAGUGGUAUCUAUGCGGGCAGUGUUUUUCGAUUCUCCAUUCUGCUGUCCGAAAACUUUCCGGAUGACACCGCCCUGCCCACUGUGGUCUUCUCCAUGCCCAUUCUUCAUCCGCACAUCUGUCCACAGUCCAAGGUCCUUGAUAUCACUCCCGGCUUCAAGAAGUGGCUCAAGGAUCAGCAUCACAUUUGGCAUUUACUCCGCUACAUUCAGGCCAUCCUUGCCGAUCCCGAGGACAUAUUGAUUGAGGGUCCCCAGUUGGAUGUGGUCCUCAAUAUGGAGGCUCUGAGUUUGCUAACCGAUAACCGGAUCGAGUACUUGAGACUGGCCCAGGAACAGGCCAUAGCCUCGCGACGCCACAUGUACGAUCGACCGGAGACGGAUGAUCCGCACUAUAUCGUGAUGGAACCGUAUCGUCCGGAUCGACAUCGCAAGUUCAUGGAGGAGCUGAAGAGUGCCAGCUGGUGGGAGGCCACCUGCAUAGGUGGCUCCAUGCCGGCCGAGUAUCUGGGCCAAAUUGAUUCCCCCAGGCAGCUGGACGAGGAGGAGGUCAGUCAGCGGGUGAAGCUCUUUAACGAGUAGUGGGGAGAAAGGAGCUCCAGAGAGGAAUGGGAAAGGUGAACAGGAUAUUUACACUAUAAUCAUGCAGUUUCAAUAAAUUUUGAUGUACCACUACAGUAAACUUA